AUGACCGAGCAAGUUACAGGAGCUAUCAAGCACGCAGUCAUGGGUCACAAGAACGACAAGAUUGAUCAGCUCAAGGCCAACAUGGUCGAGCCUAACGAGAACUCCCGAAUCACCUCCGAUUAUGGUGUCAAGCAGAACAACACCGAUCACUGGCUGCGCGUAGCAAGUGAAGACCAGACUGGUCCCUCGCUGUUGGAAGAUGCUUUCGGCCGAGAGAAGAUCCACCGAUUUGACCACGAGCGUAUCCCCGAGCGUGUUGUCCAUGCACGCGGUGCUGGCGCCCACGGUACCUUUAGACUCUUCGAGUCAGCCGCCGAUGUUACCAAGGCUGGUCUCUUUACCGACACAUCUAGAGAGACACCCGUUUUCGUUCGUUUCUCGACUGUUCUUGGAAGUCGCGGCUCUGCCGACACUGUCCGCGAUGUUCGUGGUUUCGCCAUCAAGUUUUACACCCAAGAAGGCAACUUCGAUAUCCCCGGGAACAAUAUCCCCGUCUUCUUUAUCCAGGAUGCUAUGAAGUUUCCUGAUGUUAUUCAUGCUGGAAAGCCAGAACCAAACAACGAGGUUCCUCAAGCGCAGUCUGCCCACAACAACUUCUGGGAUUUCAUGUUUGAGCACCCAGAGGCGACUCACAUGCACACAUGGGCCAUGUCUGACCGAACAAUUCCCCGAUCCUACCGCAUGAUGCAAGGUUUCGGUGUCAACACCUACACUCUCGUCAACGAGAAGGGCGAGCGACGAUUCGUCAAGUUCCACUGGACACCCGAGCUUGGAGUCCACUCGCUUGUCUGGGAUGAGGCUCUCAAGCUUGCUGGCCAAGAUCCCGACUUUCACCGCAAGGACCUUCAGGAGGCUAUCGAGAACGGCGCUUUCCCCAAGUGGAAGUUUGGUAUCCAGGUUUUGGACGAGUCUCAGGAGCACGAUUUUGACUUUGAUAUCCUCGAUGCCACCAAGGUUUGGCCUGAGGACCUCAUCCCCGUCCGAUACAUUGGUGAGCUCGAGCUGAACCAAACUGUCGAUGAGUACUUCACCCAGACCGAGCAGGUUGCUUUCUGCACUAGUCACCUUGUUCCUGGUAUUGGACACUCAGACGACCCUCUUCUCCAGGGUCGAAACUUCUCUUACCAAGAUACUCAGCUCAGCCGACUGGGAACCAACUGGGAAGAGCUCCCCAUCAACAAGCCAGUCUGUCCUGUCAUGAACUUUAACCGUGAUGGUGCCAUGCGACACACCAUCACCAAGGGCAAGGUCAACUACUGGCCCAACCGUUUCAGCCAUCAGCCUCCUGCCACAGAAAGCGAGGGUGCCUACGUCGAUUACGCUGCAAAGAUUGUCGGCAUGAAGCAGCGAACACUAAGCAAGAAGUUCAAGGACCACUUCACCCAAGCUCAGCUUUUCUACAACUCUCUUUCCGAGAUUGAGAAGUCUCACGUCCAAGCUGCCUACUCCUUUGAGUUGGACCACUGUGACGAGGCUAUCGUCUACGAGCGUUUGACUGAACGCCUCGGUGAAAUCGAUGGCGAUCUUGCCAAUACUAUUGCCGAGAUGGUUGGCGGUAAGAAGCCUGCUAACCCCAAGCCCAAUGCCGGAAAGAAGGCCAAGAAUCUGAGCCAACUUGACUUUGUCCCCGAGACUCCUACCAUCAAGUCUCGACGAAUUGCUAUCAUCAUUGCUGACGGCUAUGACCCUGUCGCCUUUAACGCGAUGUACGGUGCCAUCAAGGCUCAGAGCGCUCUCCCCUUUGUCAUUGCCCCCCGCCGAGCACCCAUCUUCUCUGCCGCUGAGGAUUCAUCAUCGUCAAAGGGCAUCUUCCCCGACCAUCAUCUCGAGGGACAGCGUUCUACCAUGUUCGACGCCAUCUUUGUCCCUGGCGGUGCCAAGUCCAUCGAGACUCUGUCCAAGAACGGUCGUGCCCUGCACUACAUCCGUGAAGCCUUUGGCCAUCUAAAGAUCAUUGGUGGCACUGGUGAGGCCGUUGCGUUCAUCAACAAGGCGAUCCAGCUUUCCGAGGUGGCUCUGUCGUCUACAGAUGGCAGUGGUGUCGUUGAUAGCUAUGGUGUCGUUACUCUCAGGAAUGCUUCACCCGACACCCUCAAGGAGAUUGUCACCGUUGCUUCCGACGCCAAGGGAUUCCUGGAGAAGUUUGUCUACAAUGUCAGCUGCCAUCGCAACUGGCAGCGAGAGUUGGAUGGUCUCAGCACCAUGGUGGCGUACUAA
Messenger RNA from Fusarium pseudograminearum CS3096, 2217 nucleotides. RefSeq lists its product as uncharacterized. Lineage: Eukaryota; Fungi; Ascomycota; Sordariomycetes; Hypocreales; Nectriaceae. The transcript is spliced from 3 exons. Gene Ontology annotation, biological process: response to oxidative stress; hydrogen peroxide catabolic process. The record is from RefSeq and is a predicted model, not a curated record. Gene Ontology annotation, cellular component: cytosol. The coding region runs from base 1 to 2217 and encodes 738 amino acids. Gene Ontology annotation, molecular function: catalase activity; heme binding.